AUGGGCGCUAUUCACAAGUUUGACCUCACUUCCGACGUUACACACCUGCUCGUUGGCGACGUCGAGACGAACAAGUACAGAUACGUGGCAAAGGAAAGACCAGAUGUCAAAGUAGUCCUCCCGCAAUGGCUGGAGGCUGUACGCCUGUCAUGGAUGGAGGGGGGCGAGACAGAUGUUGCCGCACUCGAGACAGAACACAAAGCCCCGCCAUUGUACAAACUGCGCCUGAGCAUUACCGGGUUUGAUGACCUGCUCUUUCGACAGAGCCUGUCGGAAACGAUCAUCUCAAACGGUGCUCAUUAUUCUGGCGAUCUCACAAAGCAGACCACCCACCUGCUCGCGGCACGCCCAGAGGGCAAGAAAUACGGCUAUGCGCGCCAGUGGGGCAUCAAGGUCGUUUCCCUGAAAUGGCUACAAGAUACCAUCACGAGAGGCAUGGCCCUCGACGAAGCCGCCUAUGAUCCGCUAAAACCAGAAGAAGAGCAAGGCAAAGGCGCAUUCACCACCCUCACAACAACAACAACAGUCGUCACUGGCAAGCGCUUACGACCCGAGCAGCAACACGAGGCCUCGGGCGAACCCCAGGUCCGGAAAUUGAGACGGACUGCGAGUACAAAGCUGGGCAGCCAGAACGAAAGCAUCUGGGCAGACAUCACAUCGCACUCUGCCACUGAUAGGCGUAGAAGUGACGGUCAGUGGCUUGACUUGGACAAGACGUCUAGUGAAAGCGCAAUCCUAUCACUUGUCCCUCCUGCUGCAGCCAGCGCACACGCGCCUGAUGUCACAGCCGAGGCGGUUCCGGAACCUCGCGCCCCGGUGCUGGAGCUUGUACAGCCAGAGGAUGGCAUUUUCCAGAGAAGAGUAGUGCAUAUCCAUGGGUUCGAUGAGAAAAAGACCACCAUUCUUCUCCAACAUCUGUCGGCCAAUGGUGCCAUGGCCUGUACAAGACCGGCUGAGCUAGCGGCAUUACCUUUGGAGAAGUUGGAAGACGGCUUUUUGAUAGUCCCGGAUGAUGCCCCUGUGACGCGACUCCCUCCACUUCCCGAGCUGGCUCAAAGGCUGCUUAAAGUGACUAACUGGUGGGUGGAGAAAUGCCUCCACAACAAAACCCUGAUCGAUCCAACGGAAGACGCCUUGUGCAGGCCAUUCGCCAAAAUCCACAUCAAUGGCGCGGUGUAUGACGAAUAUCUAAAGCCAACCACCUCGGUCCUGAUCUGCGGUCCAUUGUCGGCCAACAAGGAAAAGCUGUCACUGGCCGCCAAGAACAGCAUUCCUGCUGUCACACAGGACUGGCUCUCACAUUCCAUUGAAUCGGGUGAGAGGAGACCGUACAAGCAAUACUUGGUCCAGCCGAUUCGCUCGAUCAACCAUGAGACAGGGGAACAGGCGAUUGAAAAGCCAAAGCCCACGAAACAACUGCCCGAAGAAGAGAAGAGCGCGGUAUCCAAAGGCAAGUCCGGCGCGAGUUCGGAACGAGCAGCAGCACAUGGAAGAGUCCCACAGCGGCCGACAAACGGCAAGACGAAACGGAAGCUUGGUGGUGAGCUGCCACCACAAAAUCUAGGUCGCCCUGACGACAGCAUCUCCAAGCCGCUUGCUGAGCUUCCUCAAGCUACCACGUCACCUCGCCGUCGCUCCGCAACAACAUCGACCAACACGUCUAACAAAUCUCACAAGUCGGCGUCAGAGCAAAACUUGGACCAACCGUCACGACCAUCCUCACCAGACCCGGAGCCCGUGAUGGCCGUGGAGCAGCCCCAUCUCGAGAAUGCUAUAGCUGCGCUGCGUGCACAGAAGCAGGCCGCCCGAGCACCGUCUGCCGCGGCCCCUGAGAUGCUCGAGACCAACCGACAGCGACGAAGGCGGGGAUUGUUAGGCCGAGCCCACUCAUCCGCCACAAGCAACACUUCCACGGGCGACCCAGACUCGCACGUCUUGACCAACCACGCCGAAGCCAGCAGUUCCAACGUCGUCGAAGCGCCCGAGUCAUGGCCGCAGCAAAAUGCCGACUCCGCCGCCGCCGCUGUGGUGGAGCAGGAAGCCCCGCCGCAGACCCAGUUGGUCUACGACAACCCGGAAGCCAGACGGGCAAGGGAGAUACUCCUCGCCAAGAUGGGCGGGAAGAUGGAAGAGGAAGCGUCGCCGGCCAAGGGGAUUGGCGUGGUCAAGGAUCUCGGCGGUGGUAGUAGUAUCGGCGCCGGCUCCGGCGUGACUGGCGGAACCACCACGCGGCAGGCCCGCCGAAGACGAUGA
Messenger RNA from Pseudovirgaria hyperparasitica, 2253 nucleotides. RefSeq lists its product as uncharacterized. Gene Ontology annotation, biological process: mitotic DNA replication checkpoint signaling; mitotic G2 DNA damage checkpoint signaling; DNA replication initiation. Lineage: Eukaryota; Fungi; Ascomycota; Dothideomycetes; Acrospermales; Acrospermaceae. The coding region runs from base 1 to 2253 and encodes 750 amino acids. The record is from RefSeq and is a predicted model, not a curated record. The transcript has 4 exons.